This is a messenger RNA of Leptinotarsa decemlineata (Colorado potato beetle), 2735 nucleotides long. RefSeq lists its product as uncharacterized. The record is from RefSeq and is a predicted model, not a curated record. NCBI's taxonomy places the organism in Eukaryota, Metazoa, Arthropoda, Insecta, Coleoptera, Chrysomelidae. Gene Ontology annotation, cellular component: nucleus. Gene Ontology annotation, molecular function: zinc ion binding.
CGUCAAAAUUACAGGUUACGAUAUUUUUAAGUAUUGUUGAUAAAUAUUGAAUUGUAAAGGUCUCUCGAUGAUAUCUACUUAUAAAUCAAAAUAAAGUCUGUGAUAAAAGUCUGGUAUAUCAUCAAAUUUCAGUAAUUUCUUUCAGUUUGACAAAUGGACGAGCUUAAAUUAGCCAUCUGCAGACUAUGUUUGGAAAGGAUGUCACCAAACAUACAACAUAGUAGUUUUGAAGAACUUUGUUCGUCACAAAGACUGAGCUUCAUUCUUCCUGAUAAGACUAGUACUUGGGCUUUGAAUCAUCCCAUCUGUACAAAAUGCUUAGAAGAACUUCAAAAAGCCUACGAGUUUAAAGUUAAAUGUCUUGAAAUAGAACAGAAAGUUAGGGGUUACUUAGAUAAUAGCAAUGCUUCUACCGUGGAACUCCAAGAUGUGUUAUUUGCAAAUAAAAGUGAAUGUGAAAGUAACAGAACGAUUUGUCGCUUGUGCUGCAGUAUGAGUAUCGAUGGUUUUACUAAAUUGGAUAUAUUCAAUAAUAAAGCUUUGGGGCAGAUGUUACUGCAAUGUUUACCAGAAGUGGAUAUUGGUUCGACCUAUGAUCCGAAGAUUUGCAAGACCUGCUUCGAGAACCUCAAACAACAACACAUGUUCACUCUAAAAUGCCUGAGAGUUGAAGAAAAAAUAUCCGAAUACCUUGCUCAGCAAGGAAGUUGCAUUGAAGAGGUUGAUCCGAUGAAAAUGCUGCAGUGUCUCGCCCAAAACCCAUCCACUCAGAUUGAAGCAGUGGUUUUAAAGAUGGAAUCUGAGAUAAAGGAGGAAACCGUGAUGGAAGGUGUGGAAUCUGUUGAUGGCGAAUAUUCCCCUCAACCCAAAUUAAACUCAGUCCAAACCAAUAUCCAAAUGAAUUCCGUUACUGUGAUUCCUCCGACACGACUAUACUCUUGUAAAAAGUGUUCCUUUAGUGCAGCGAGCGAUGCGGAAGUAAAGUACCAUUUCGUCGAGGCACACAACAGUAAUGGAAAGCUUUCCUUGUAUGAAUGUGAUUCUUGUUCUUUCGUUACAAGACAUUGGAAUGUCUGGAGCAACCACAAGCUGAUUCAUCUGAGCGAGGAUCAGAUAGUGUGGUUAAAUUGUGAAAAGUGUACGUACAGAAGUAAGCUUAAAGGUAAUCUGGAGAAACAUAUGUUGACCCACAGUUCUUCUGAAGAAAAAAGAUUUAAAUGCCAAGAGUGCCCUUAUCAGUCGAUGUGGAAAAGAGACUUAGAACGCCAUCUAGUGAAGCACCAGGAACCAGACCAAGUGACCAAGUACGGUUGUCAUUUGUGCUCUUUUUCUACCAAACACCAGCGCUACCUCAAGUUUCACGUGCAAAAGGUACACGUUGGCGAAGAAAGAGGUGACGAAAUCUUCUAUUGCGCUCAGUGUAACUUCACUACUAGGCAGAAACGCAGCCUCGUCCCACAUAUGCUUACCCACCGUAAUCCCGAUGAACUAGUGACGUACCGUUGCCAGUUCUGCCCUUAUGAGGCCAAGUGGAAAAAGAGCGUCAAAAUGCACGAAGAAAUUCACAUAAAGACCUUCAGCUGCGAUCUGUGCGAUUUCGUGACAAAACAAAAACGGUUCCUCAAGGAACACAUCCGGGGCCACGAGCCCCUCGAAAAGCCGGUAAUCUACACAUGUGGUGAGUGUGAAUUCAAAACGAUCUACAAGCACAGCAUCGUCAAACAUGGGCUGAUUCAUAAAAAACCCGAGGAAGUUACUAUGCACUGUUGCCAGCAGUGUGAAUACAAAUCGAAGAGGUCGCAGGACCUCAGGCAGCAUAUUUUAGCCAUUCACACGGAAGACGCGACGAUUUACGAAUGCGAUGAAUGUCAGUACAAAACGAAAUACAGAGGUGGAUUACGUACCCAUAAGAAUCUACAGCACAAAAAUCCAGACGAGGUGAAGAAAUUCCGAUGCCCGGUCUGCCCUUUCGAAACCAAGUACAAAUCUAGCCUACUCUCCCAUGAAGAAGCCCUCCAUAAAAAAUUCGACGAAGCUUCGCUGUUGAAAUGCCCGCUAUGUUGCUUCAAAACGAAGCGACGGGAAUGCUUGACCAAGCAUAGCGUCGUUCACGAGACGAACGGUGAAAGAUUCCAAUGCUACGAUUGCGGUUUCGAGACAAAGUAUAAAAGGGCGCUACGGAGGCACGUAAUGGGUCACAAGCCGGAAAGAUGGAACACCAAAAGGGCCGUGAAACAAGUGAAGGAUUUCGAAGAAAUCAAAAUCGAAGCGAUAGAACUGUGUUUAGAUAAUUGAAUUUCGACUGGGAUUCGGUUAUUGGUAGUUGUUGGUGGUGUAUUUUACGUGUCAGUGACAACCUUGACAGGCCCUCAUUCUUCUUUUUUGAUAGUUAUAGCGGCCCUAGCUACAGGUGAAUUUAACGAACUGGUUUGGUUUGAGGAAAUAUAUAUUUUGGAAAGAUAAUCAUUUAAGUAUGUGGAAAAAAUUUAUAUGUCAUCAAACCCUGAAAUGUAUCUUCGAAUAGAGGUAGAUGGGAAAUUUGCAAUACUUUUACUUUACAGCUACAUGAUUUAUUUGAUAUUUUUUUAAUGAUUGUAAUUAUUUUUGUAUACACGCAAUUUUUCAAUUGUUUCAACGAUGAUGAGUUGGAGAUUUUCUAUUGAACAACCUUUUCAGAAUUUUGGUGGACUGUGCUCUUUAUAUAAUGUUACAUGAAAAUAUUUUAAUUGUGACAA